AUGGAUGUGGUUGAAAGAGAAUACCACAAUUCCGAGAGGAACAAAGAUUACAGAGGAGUUGAUAAUCCAGCAGCUACCGAAGACGAUGGGACAACUUUACGUCCUGACCUGGUAAUCAGUGUUCAACCACAGCAAGGAGCUGUACGUGCAGAGUUGCCAGUGUCCACAUUAGACUGGCAGUCGAAUUCUCGUGGUCAAUUCAUCCCCGUGAAUGGUCUGGACUUCCUCAUCGGUGUAUCCAGAUUGCUUAUCCAGCAAACCGUUGAGCUUACCGACCUUACCUCAAGAAUCGAGUCAGAAAACCGUUACAUAGUCAGGGUCCCAAACGGCGAAGCUCUAUACAUCGCAAGCGAAGUCUCCAGCUCUACACAGAGAUGUCUUUGCGGCAGUGGCAGGUCCUUCAUAAUGCAUCUUCAUGACAAUACACGACAGGAAGCCUUGAUGCUUCAGAGGCGUCUUGCUGGGGCCUCUUGCUGUUUCCCUUGCAGAUUACAGGAAAUGAAAGUUAUAACACCUCCUGGAGACUACAUAGGGCGUAUUCAGCAGAAUUGGACCUGGAUGGUGCCGUUCUACCUCGUGAGAAAUGCCAAUGACGACGUCUUGUUUGUCUUAGAAGGACCUGCAGUUAUGAGAAGGAGUGCUUUGAUGCUUUCGGAGUUCAAGAUAAUGUCAGGAGAUUCCCUCCGCAUGGUUGGCAGGAUAAACCACGGUUGGGACCGAGAGCUCGUCAACUUCGUCACUACCAUCACCUUUCCCGACCAUGCAGUGCAACCUAAGCACAAAGCUUUAUUGUUGGCAGCUGCUUUUCUAUUGGAAUAUACAUACUUCGAAAGGGCUAAGUCCUCAUGCUCGUGUUGUUAAUUUUUUGAAAAAACAUGUACAUAAUAAAUUUUACUAAUGCUUUUCAUAAUUAUUUAUUUUAUUUGCAAACUACCAAAGAGACUGCUCUGGA
This is a messenger RNA of Hyposmocoma kahamanoa, 952 nucleotides long. RefSeq names its product phospholipid scramblase 2-like. The transcript has 7 exons. Gene Ontology annotation, molecular function: phospholipid scramblase activity. Lineage: Eukaryota; Metazoa; Arthropoda; Insecta; Lepidoptera; Cosmopterigidae. The coding region runs from base 1 to 861 and encodes 286 amino acids. Gene Ontology annotation, cellular component: plasma membrane. The record is from RefSeq and is a predicted model, not a curated record. Gene Ontology annotation, biological process: plasma membrane phospholipid scrambling.